Molecule: messenger RNA, 851 nt
Organism: Paramecium sonneborni
Lineage: Eukaryota; Ciliophora; Oligohymenophorea; Peniculida; Parameciidae
Source: the annotation of a GenBank genome assembly
AAAAUGGGUAAUAGCAAUAAAGUUUAACAAAAUGUCAUUCAUAUUGAAUUUAUGACUGCAAAAUAAAAAAUACGAAAGGAUAAAGCCUUGAUAAAGAAUUAAGUUCAUUAAAGUGAUAAUGAACAUCUUUAGGAUAUAAUAUGCAUUUAAGAUUUAACUUAAUAUUAUGAAGUUGACUUUCGAUAAACAAUACUAACUUCAGAUGAAACUAUUCAUGUCAAGGUAAAAUUAUGUAAAUAAAUCAGAAAAUUGUUGAUCUAGUUGUGAACCCAAAUUCUAAGACUCCAAAGAACUUAAUUUAAAUUAGCGAGUUCUUUAAGUAGAAUGUGAAAUCCUUUUAAAUUUUUUUUAAUAACCAAAUGUUUUCCUAAGAUGAAUAAUAAUAUUAAUUUGCUUAUGAGCCACUCUAUAUAGAAGUAAUUUACAAACCUAAACACUGGAUGGAAAAGGCUGUUGAGAAAUUUAAGACUUAUACAAGUAAGCUUAUGUCAGCCCUUGGGUUUAUUUCAAAAUUUGCCUAUAUAGCGAUUCCUUUAUACACUAGUUUAUCUGCUUUAUAACCUUUUGUGUUGCCAACUUUAAAGACAGCUAAAGUUGCUUUGAAAUCAACUUCAAACCCUCAAGCAUAAACUGCCCAAAAUUUAGUUAAAUUUUUGAUCAAUUCUUUAAAGAGAGCAUCAUAUAUUGCUGCUCCUAUUAUAUCUCUUUUGGCAUAAUAUAUGCCAUAUUCAAAAACUAUUUGUACAGGAAUAGGCCUAUAUCUGGGUAAAGGAAUAUUAUGGAAUGUCAUAAAGUUAGGAGUAACAAUAUUUUGUCCAUUUUUGGCUCCAUUACUAAUGAUAUUUGGAUGA